GGACACUAUUAUACUGAAAGAGGUAUUAUGAAGAUAUUCAGCUAGUCUGCCAACACAAUCAUCAACAAAAUCAAUAACAAUGAUAUAUUCAUAAGAUGAAUAACCUCAUCAGCUUGCGAUAACCCGAAUGCGUCGAUCAGCAGCGACCCACCGUUUCUCCAUUUUCCGGCCUCAGAUAAGCAGUGCGAUCGAACACUUCAGAAUAAUGGGAUGAGAUGCUCCUUAUGAAUGGAUGAAAAGCAUCACAUAUCCAGUUAUCCAUGCCUGCGUCUCCACUUGGAUCGACAUCUUUUCAGCUCGUCUUUUUAGCUUCCCAGAAUUUUUCCCUCGUUCCUUUUCCCCUCACGCUUGUUCGGUCUAUUUUCUGACGACCUUUUUCUUUUCUUUUUCCUUUCUUCUUUUCUUUCUUUUCUUCCCCUUUUCCUCCAUCGAUUUCAGAAUCCGGAUUUCCUCAAUUCUGUCAAUAUGGGCAUUCCAGAACGCGAAUCGGGGGACCAUCCGCCAGCCGAGGCUGACUCGGAGGAGGUGCGCCCUCCGCCCACGGUCAACGAGCGCAAACUCAUGGCCAAAAUCGACUGGCAUGUGGUGCCGUGUCUGUGUGCCAUGUAUCUGUUUGCUUUUCUGGAUCGAGUCAACAUCAGUAACGCAGCGACCCUGGGGCUUCAAACCGACUUGAACAUCGAAACAGGCACCAAAUACAACACAGCGCUGACCAUCUUCUUCGUGCCCUAUGUGAUUUUUGAAAUCCCGUCGAAUAUUCUCAUGAAGAAAUUGAAACCGCAUUUGUGGCUGUCACUCUGCAUGUUUGGCUUUGGCGUCGUCAUGGUCUGUCAAGGACUCGUCCAGAACUGGGGUGGUUUGAUGGCCACGCGUUGGUUCCUGGGCAUGUUCGAGACUGGUCUGUUUCCUGGGUGUUUCUAUCUCAUGGGCAUGUGGUAUCAGCGCAGUGAGGCGCAGAAGCGAUUCAGUUUCUUCUUCAGUUCCACCACCCUCGCUGGUGCCUUUGGUGGUGCUCUCGCUACUGGUCUUGGAAAGAUGGAGGGUCUCCGGGGGUACAAUGGAUGGCGAUGGGUGUUUAUCAUCGAAGGCUGCAUGACCUGUGUCGUUGCCAUGAUCACCUUUUUCCUCCUGCCUGAUUUUCCCGAAGAUGUGAAAUGGUUGACGGAGGAUGAGCGCGCGUUUCUGCGUCACAAGCUGGCCAAGGAUACUGGCAAGGCUGAGCCGAAUGUCUCGGUUGGCUUUAAGGAUGUUUUGGCCGUGUUUAAAGACUACAAAAUCUUUAUCGGUGGCUGGAUGUACUUUGGCCAAGUCGUUACUGCUUAUGGCUACGCCUUCUUUGCACCAACUAUUCUCAAAACAUACGGCUACUCUGCUAUCCAAACCCAGCUGUACUCGAUCCCCCCAUGGGCCGCUGCGUUUGGCUUCUCCAUGUUGAUCGCCUUUCUUUCUGAUCGAUUCCGCCAUCGGUUCUUAUUUGCCCUGUUUCCCAUGUUGAUCGCAAUGGCUGGGUACGGAAUGCUGCUGAACAUUACCGAUCCAGCGAAACACCACAUCCAAUACGGAGCUCUUUUCCUGGUGACCUGUGGAUGCUACAGCGCCAUGCCAGUGCUUGUUUGCUGGUUCGCCAUGAACCUAGGAGGCCACCGCCGUCGCAGUGUUGGAACAGCCUGGCAGAUUGGUUUUGGAAACAUCGGCGGUAUCAUCUCAACCUACGCAUUCCUGAAAAAAGACUCCCCCCUAUACAGAAACGGAUACAUUAUCAGUUUAUCAUUCCUGUGUUUCUCUGCCGUCAUGGCCAUUACCUACUUUUUGACCUGCUAUUUCGAGAACAAGAAACGCGACCGCGAACAAGCGAACAUGUCGGCCGAUGCGCCGACGCUGACUGAAGAGGAGGAAGAUGCGAUGGGCGAUUUGGCGCCCUCGUACCGCUACUAUUAUUAAUUGAUGAAUUUUAUAUUCUGGAAGUCAUGGAAAUGACGAUAUUUAUCAAGUACAAGGUUACCUAAUGUAUAUGUGCUAAUGAGCUAGAGAUGGUGUGGAUAUACCAUGGAUGAUGUAGAUAGAAUUGAACAAAUACAUCUGCAUAAAUCUAUAAUAAUCUAUCUUUUCUAAUUCGUC
Aspergillus wentii DTO 134E9 is the source of this 2118-nucleotide messenger RNA. RefSeq lists its product as uncharacterized. NCBI's taxonomy places the organism in Eukaryota, Fungi, Ascomycota, Eurotiomycetes, Eurotiales, Aspergillaceae. Gene Ontology annotation, biological process: transmembrane transport. The record is from RefSeq and is a predicted model, not a curated record. Gene Ontology annotation, cellular component: plasma membrane. Bases 466 to 1941 code for a protein of 491 amino acids. Gene Ontology annotation, molecular function: transmembrane transporter activity. The transcript has 7 exons.